Clarias gariepinus (North African catfish) is the source of this 2726-nucleotide messenger RNA. RefSeq names its product phytanoyl-CoA 2-hydroxylase interacting protein-like a (gene phyhipla). Gene Ontology annotation, molecular function: protein binding. The transcript is spliced from 5 exons. The coding region runs from base 100 to 1215 and encodes 371 amino acids. The record is from RefSeq and is a predicted model, not a curated record. Gene Ontology annotation, cellular component: cytoplasm. NCBI's taxonomy places the organism in Eukaryota, Metazoa, Chordata, Actinopteri, Siluriformes, Clariidae.
CGGUCACUCCCUGUGUCGGUAGAAAACCCCGCACCGCACGCGCGGCACGCACCUUCAGAUAAGAGCGCAUUGCUGAGACGCAGACGCAGAUCUGAGUGGAUGAUCAUGGCGGUGCCGGGCCCGCUGAGCCCGCGGGAGGGCACGGUGACCAAGAACCUGAGCCUGGAGUCACUACAGCUCUGCGAGAGAGACGGUAAGGCGGAGGAGAGCGGCGUGGUGGAGAUGGAGCUCCCUGUCCCUGUAAACAUUCGGAUCAGCAACAUCACCUGCGACUCGUUUAAGAUCUGCUGGGACAUGGACCCUCGGACCAAAGAGAAGAUCACACACUACUUCAUCGACCUGAACAAGAAAGAGAACAAGAACUCCAACAAGUUCAAACACAAGGAUGUACCCACUAAACUGGUUGCCAAGGCCGUGCCGUUGCCGAUGACAGUGCGAGGCCACUGGUUCCUGAGCCCAAGAACUGAGUACACGGUUGCCGUGCAAACAGCGGCCAAGCAGGGCGAUGGGGACUACACUGUGUCUGAAUGGAGCGAUAUUGUGGAGUUCUGCACUGCAGAUUACUCCCCUGUGCAUCUGAAUCAGCUGCUUCAGAAGGCUGAGGUCAUCGUUGGCAGGAUGCUCCCUUUCUCCGUCUUCUACCGCAAUCAGAACCAGGAGUACUUUGACUACUGCAGGGAUGUGCAAGGUGGCCGGAUGCUCCCCUCGGUGAAAGACAACAGCGGAAGUCACGGCUCUCCACUAAGCGGCAAAGUUGAGGGCAUCUUCUUCAGCUGCAAUACGGAGUUUAACACAGGUGAGCCGCCGCAGGACUCUCCGUACGGUCGCUACCGCUUCCAAAUAAGCGCUGAUGAGUUGUUUGGACCCAACACGCGCGUCUACUUCGGUGACUUUUACUGCAUGUACACGGCGUACCACUACGUGAUCCUGGUGCUGGCGCCACGUGGCUCUCCUGGGGACAUCUACUGCAGUGAGAGGCUGCCUGAGCUCGACGUCACCAACAACCGCUUCCUGACCCGCACAUGCGGUGAAGAUGGGCGUGUGGAGUUCCGCCAUGCGCAGGAUGUCAUUCUUGAGAUAAUCUAUACAGAUCCUGUAGAGCUGAACCGCGGCACCGUGGCCCAGAUCAGCGGCCAUCAGCUCAUGAGCAUGUCCACCAUCAACGCCAAGAAGGACCCGAGCUGCAAGACGUGCAACAUCAGCGUGGGACGCUAAUGCUCAGCUGGGACUUACUAUCCAACUGUGUCCAAUAGGAAGAACUCCUAUAUGAGCAUGUAUGCUAACUACCCAAUCCUCUGACAACACCUCAAGACCUGCAAACAUUAGCGUGGGAUGCUAAAACUUGUGUACAAACCGCUAACUAAUAUUUACACGAACUGAGCUGUCUCUAAAUCAUCAGAUUUUAAAAACUCUGAUAGCUACACCCACCGUGCCAUCCUAAAACAUCAGCAUGGGGUGCCAAGACUUACUGUACACACAAGCUCAGUCUGAACUUGCUAAGCAACAGUGUGUAGAUGCAUAAAAACGCUUCAAGAAGACCGCUAGAUGACUCCAAGAAGAGUUUCUACUGUGUGCGCGCGCAUGUGUGUGUGUGUUUGUGUGUGCUUAGAUCUCACUAUCCUGGACCUGCAUCAUCAGCACAUGAAGCUUAAUCUGGCUAACAUGCAAAACAUAAACUCCAGUAACCAAUCCUUCGAUCCUACACCAGAAACAAAAGAAAAAACUUGGCUUCAAAAAAAUUCAAAAAGAAAAGCAAAAAGUACCUUAUUCUCUACAUGACUGAAGAGACGUUUCCUGUCCUCACUGCUGUAAACUUUUGGAUAUUACAGUACAAACAGAGAAAUGUUCCUGCAUUCGCAGUGUGUAAGACCGUCAAAGGCAAGAAUUCUAUCAUGAUUUCUUAUACUAAAAAAAAAGAAAACUCUUCUCCUCAAAAUUUACUUAUAAUGGAAGUCUCAGAGCAGCAGGUAUAGGGGAGUAAACAAAUAGCGGAUUGUGAAUUUAACUAAUUAAAAAUAAAUUAUCUGAUAAGGUUUGUUUUGCAUAACUGCGACAACCCUAAUCGCAAACCCUUAAGCUCUAAUCGAGCGUUAGCUUAGCUCUCCUGAUACUCCUUAGAUUGUUGCUAAUAUCUUAUCUGAACAGUCAGGUCUCCGCCAUAAGUUUCCUGAACAGCGGGUUGACCCGGCUUGCUUACAAACCACUUUCUCAAUACUGCCCCUGUUUGUUCAUCCUAAUUCAGUAAUCAGGUUUUUUGCUCUUCAGUACAAAGAACCAAGUGAGACAUUUCUUGCCUAUGUAAUCUCACACAUGCUGCACGUGCUAAAAAAGCUAGAGUCCACCUUUCUACAAAAACAAAGAAAGGUCCCAGUUUCCAUUUACACCUGAAUGCUGCUGAGGAUUUUGAUAAAGAUGGAAAAACAACUGGCGGUGAUGACUACUUCAGGGCUAAGCUUAUAUUUGGAAGAUCUGAACCAUGGUCUAAACUUGUCAUGCAGGACACUCUUCAUCCAGAAAAUCAUCCAUGUAUGCUAACAUCUGACAAGAAAACAUCUCGGAAGAGAUCACAGACACAUCCUUAAUUUCAAGCCCCAAUUCAUCGGCUGACUUUUUAGGGACUAGUUUUGUUUAGUUUUUUUACACAGAGCUCUCAUCACAGUUUUCCUUUAAGAAAAGUCUUUGCUUUCAAUUUGGUUUCUUAUGGUGGUGUUUUCUUUUCCAGAAAG